This is a messenger RNA of Gasterosteus aculeatus aculeatus (three-spined stickleback), 3527 nucleotides long. Its product is annotated as serine/threonine-protein kinase 38. Gene Ontology annotation, molecular function: protein serine/threonine kinase activity; ATP binding. Gene Ontology annotation, biological process: protein phosphorylation. Lineage: Eukaryota; Metazoa; Chordata; Actinopteri; Perciformes; Gasterosteidae. The record is from RefSeq and is a predicted model, not a curated record.
UAGUUAACACUUUCAAAAUAAAACGCAAACUAACAAAUAUGAACUGAAACACUCUUGCCUUUAAAAAGUGGCAGUCUUAUUUUGAAGGACAUAUCCCCUGUUAUUUAAACACCAUCUGGGUGACUUGAUGGAGAUUGGAACUUUAAUAGCUAACUAGCUAGCCGUUAGCAGAUUCCAGCAUUUGUUUAGUAUCUGUUUGAAGAAACUACGCAACCUUUAAAAAUACUUAAUGUGUUUCAACCAGGACAACGUCAAAGUAAAGCAUGGCAAUGACUGGCCCCAGCUCGUGCUCCUCCAUGAGUAACCACACCAAGGAGCGGGUCACUAUGGCCAAAGUUACCCUGGAGAACUUCUACAGCAACCUCAUCGCCCAGCAUGAGGAGAGAGAGAUGAGGCAGCAGAAGCUGGAGAAAGUGAUGGAUCAAGAGGGCUUGGCAGAUGAGGAGAAACGUAUCCGCCGUUCUCAGCAUGCAAGGAAAGAGACUGAGUUCUUGCGUCUGAAGCGGACUCGACUGGGUCUGGAGGACUUUGAGUCCCUGAAGGUGAUUGGCCGGGGAGCGUUUGGAGAGGUUCGUCUGGUGCAGAAAAAAGACACCGGACAUGUGUACGCCAUGAAGAUCCUUCGCAAAGCCGACAUGCUGGAGAAGGAGCAGGUUGGUCAUAUUCGGGCGGAACGGGACAUUCUGGUGGAGGCUGACAGCCUGUGGGUGGUCAAAAUGUUCUACAGCUUCCAGGAUAAGAUGAACCUCUACCUCAUUAUGGAGUUCCUACCUGGAGGAGACAUGAUGACCCUGCUGAUGAAGAAAGACACACUGACGGAGGAGGCCACUCAGUUCUACAUUGCUGAGACGGUGCUGGCCAUCGACUCCAUCCACCAGCUGGGCUUCAUCCACAGAGACAUCAAACCAGACAACCUGCUGCUGGACUCCAGGGGUCAUGUGAAGCUGUCUGACUUUGGUCUGUGCACAGGGCUGAAGAGGGCUCACCGCACCGAGUUUUACAAGAACUUGAACCACAGCCUGCCUAGUGACCUCAGUAAGCAAACCUUCCAGAACAUGAACUCCAAGAGGAAAGCAGAGACGUGGAAGAGGAAUAGGAGGCAGCUGGCAUUCUCCACAGUUGGAACCCCCGACUACAUUGCUCCAGAGGUCUUCAUGCAAAAUGGAUACAACAAGCUGUGCGAUUGGUGGAGCCUGGGUGUCAUCAUGUACGAGAUGCUGAUAGGUUACCCUCCGUUCUGCUCGGAGACGCCUCAGGAGACGUACAGGAAGGUGAUGAACUGGAGAGAGACGCUGACCUUUCCUCCGGAAGUGCCUAUAUCAGAGAAGGCCAAAGACCUGAUCCUGAGGUUCUGCUGUGAGGAAGAGCACAGGGUCGGUGCUGCAGGUGUGGAGGAGAUAAAGUCCAAUCCAUUCUUUGAGGGGGUGGACUAUGACCAUAUCAGAGAGCGACCUGCUGCCAUUCCCAUCGAGAUCAAGAGCAUCGACGACACCUCCAACUUCGACGAGUUCCCCGACUCCGACAUCCUCACACCGACAGUCGCCCCAGUAUCCAACCAGAGCGAGGUGGACCUGAAGAACAAAGACUGGGUCUUCAUCAACUACACAUACAAACGCUUCGAGGGCCUGACCGCCCGGGGAGCGAUACCGUCCUACAUGAAGUCCGGGAAGAGAUGAGCGCCUCCACACGGGCUCUUAACCGGCACGCCUCUAAACCCCGAAGAGAGUAGUUCAAGGAGAGGAGCACCCAUCGUGUUCCCUGAGGAUCAUCGGUCACACAGAACUCAGAGAAUAAUAAAAGGGCCGCUCAGUUUCACCCGCUGCUUCUUCCAGGAACUGCUGCCUUCAUUUCUGCAGGUCUUCACUUCUGGCGCUUCCAGGGGGCACCAUUCUACUUCCUGCUCUCACGUGAGGGCUGAAGUGGGAUUAAAGUGAUUCUCUCUGCUUGCCUUUCUUUAUCUCCCACUGGAUGCACUCCUGAUACCAGCACGCAUUACAUUCUCUCUCUGAAUCCAGCAUCUUCUCCUCUCCAGCCAGGACGUUACGCCACUCAGCCUUUUUCAUGUGGACUCACCAACUCAGACAUUCACUUGAUGUGAAUCAGGGAUUCUGUCCAAACGUGUGUCUCUAUGAUUGUCCUCUGAAGUGCUGCUGGUUUCUGACCUUAACCAAAGACUGAGCUGAAUGCUGUUUCUGCUUGAUCUCUCCGUCUCCUCUCCUAACUUAGUUGCUAUUUGUAAUCGCAGGGGUUGCUCCUUUUAAAAGAGAAUAUAUGAGUGAUGCAUUUUGUAGAACAAACACAAAGCCUCGUGACAUUUUGUCACAGUGACCCACUGAAGUAGUGCACCUUAUGUGCUGUUUGAUCCAGCAGCACCUACAGCUCAUUCCUGAGUGGGUUUUGGAUUUUUCUUUUUUUUAUUGGACAGGACAGGGGAUUGAAGGCACCAUUUGGCAGUUCAAAUGAACAUGAUGCAGAUCCUCACCAUGGGGGGGAGAAGUGGGGGGAGGCGGGGUCAUCAUGCAAACUAAUGCAAUUUUUGUAGUCGUCGCAGCCGUUUGAGCCACUUUAGCAGGAAAACAGCGUGUGAGACGUGACCAUCUGAACUCACCACAAGGCAGCCGCAGUGUGAACUUUUUUAAUAAAGACGCACCGGGCGAAGCAUCUUCCAGUGAACACAAUAUCCAACAUGCUGUCAUUUAAUAUGAAUGUAAAAGUCUUACACAAUUAUUCCAAAAUGCUGUUUGUGUGAAUGUAGCCUGGACCAUUCAGUUUCUCUUUUUCUGUUAUAUUUAUCUGUAUCCGAGCACACGGCGUAGAGCUAUGGGAGUCCAUUUCAGUUUGUAUGUAAAUCUGUAUUGAUAUUCUUGUCAAAUUUUUGAUUUGAUCAGCUUUUACUUCAUGCGUGUAUUACGUCAUAUUAUUGACUGAUCUCCUAAUUCUAAUGUCUGUCGUAACAUUAAUCAGGAAUUGGUUGAUGUUUAAAGCUUUCUAUAUGCUUGUCAGAAUUAUGACUAAAACCAUAUUUGAAGGUCUUAUAAAUCAAAAUCUGGUUUCCACAGUUUGAACUUUUCAGAGAUCGCUAAAAGUGACCCAUUAUUUUAUUGGUAGGAUUUUUUUUUCCCUCAUGUUUUCCUGCAGCAAUGGAAUGGAGCAAUGUAAUGCAUUUUAGAAAAGCAUAGGGAGCUUCCUCCUACGGCAGGGGUGACUAUUUUAUGUUAUUGGAAUGCUGCAGCUCGGCGUGUAUCUUUUUAGUUUUUACCAAUGCAGAUGGGUCAGCUUAAAGCAAUAUAGCACAUGGAGCGACGUAUUGUUGAUGCUGCCACUCGACGCGUGUGUGUGUGCGUACGAGGGUUGAACCGAUGCGCAUGUUUACGGGUGACGCUCUGACAUGUGGUUGAUCUUGUCGAGUCAGAAGUGGGCUUUUUCUUUGGGAAGGUGGGUGUACAUUAUUUAAACCACCGUUCUCUUUGUAGCGCGUGGCUGUUUGUUGUUUUCUGCUAUAUGACAAUGAAAUACUCUGCACUUAC